GUUGUAUUUUGCAAAAAGCGCCGAAAUAGCAGGGACUCGUUCUGAAACCAUUUCUGUGCCACAAGAAAUAAAGGCAUUGCAGCUGUGGAAUGAGAUAGAAACUCUACAUCCUGGAUUGGCUGAUGUGAAAAAUCAGGUGAUAUUUGCUGUUCGUCAAGAAUAUGUCGAACUUGGAGACCAACUCCUCCGGCUUCAGUCAGGAGAUGAAAUUGCUGUUAUCCCCCCAAUCAGUGGAGGGUAAUGUUGAUUUGGAGCCACUUGGGAAAGAUAUGAAUGAAGAAGAAGAGAAAUCUAAAGAUAUAAUAAAAUUCACUGCUGAGAAACUUUCAGUAGAUGAAGUCUCACAGUUGGUGAUUUCUCCACUCUGUGGUGCAGUCUCCCUCUUUGUAGGGACUACAAGAAAUAACUUUGAAGGAAAAAAAGUCAUUAGCUUAGAAUAUGAAGCAUAUCUACCCAUGGCAGAAAAUGAAGUCAGAAAAAUUUGUGCCGAUAUUAGGCAGAAGUGGCCAAUUAAACACAUAGCUGUGUUCCACAGACUUGGCUUAGUCCCAGUGUCAGAAGCAAGCAUAGUCAUUGCUGUCUCCUCAGCCCACAGGGCUGCUUCUCUUGAAGCUGUGAGUUAUGCUAUUGAUACUUUAAAGGCCAAGGUGCCCAUAUGGAAGAAGGAAAUGUAUGACGAAUCAUCUUCAUCUUGGAAAAGAAACAAAGAAUGCUUUUGGGCAACCAAUGAUUAAAGUACAUAAACUUUUAGAGUACAGAAAUUUACAUUUGGCGAACAUUUUAUCUUUAAUCAUGUUAUAAUUUUUCUUCUCCAAAAGUUAAGAUCUUUUAUUGAAGCACUGUAUCUU
This is a messenger RNA of Suncus etruscus (white-toothed pygmy shrew), 848 nucleotides long. It is a transcript of the gene MOCS2, whose product is annotated as molybdenum cofactor synthesis 2. Gene Ontology annotation, biological process: Mo-molybdopterin cofactor biosynthetic process. Lineage: Eukaryota; Metazoa; Chordata; Mammalia; Eulipotyphla; Soricidae. The record is from RefSeq and is a predicted model, not a curated record. Gene Ontology annotation, cellular component: cytosol. The transcript has 6 exons. Gene Ontology annotation, molecular function: molybdopterin synthase activity. The coding region runs from base 162 to 734 and encodes 190 amino acids.